CCUAAAAUGUUAAAGACAAACACACGGGCCAAGGCCUGAGAGCAAGGCCUGAGAGCCGGUGUGUGUGACAGUGAGUUUUGUGAUGCUGAAUGUUUUGGGGGGUUUAUUUCACAUCCAGCUCCUCCUAUAGUUUAUAGGCCAGUUGAUGGGUCGUGCUUGGGGGGACUUCAUUCCAUUUCUUCCCAUGUCUGCACCAACAGUCCUUUCGAAGGCAGACACCUACCUGUGGUUUUUUGUUUGUUUGUUUUUUUGUUUUUGUUUUGUGUGGGUUUUUUUUUUUUUAAUGUGGAAACCUUCCUGGGAACCUGGGGAAGAAAUUGGUAGAUGAGUCAUCCCCUCCGUUUUUUUGGAAUUGUUAGAAGCCAAGCUCUAUGUCGUAGCCAGAACCAAACUCCUCCUGCAGUUCCUGACUCGGGUUUUCUAAGGCAUCCCCUGGAGCAGCUAGCUGGCCACUUCUCCGGGGCGUCUUCUCAGAGCGCCCAAACUGAAGCAAUUGAGCAGGUUAGCAAGCAAGGAGGUGGUCCAUUCCCCUACCACACCCCCCUCCCCCCCCACAGCAGGACCGCCUUUGCGGGCCAGGCUUGAGAAAACCUAGACCUGUCGGGGCUGUUUUAACCUUUGCCAGCCCCCUCCCAGGCAGAGGUGACGAGGUCCAGACCAUAAUAUGUCCUUCAGGAUCGUCCCAGUGACCCCCAAAUUGAGCCUCGCUGGUCCCUUAGCAGGAAGUGGGUCGUUUAUUUUAGUUUCACCUUAUCAGCUUGGCUUCUUUUCCUAACCUCCUUCCCCCGGCUGCCCUCGGAUGCCAGACCCCCAAAGGGGAAGAUUGACAGGCAGUUCCCAUCGCUCUGUUUUUUGCCCUCACACAAGAGGGAUUUAGUUUCUGGUGCCUCCGCCAAUGUUGACGCAGCCAAAGUUUAGAUCUCGCCUUAAGGAGUCUCUCUUUUCCGCGUCACUGGAAGAGCUAAGCCACAAAGAAGUUGCUGAACAAACCCUCGCAACUGGAACCCCAUCUAGUGUUCAGUUUGAUUCAGCCACGGGGACGGCAUUUCCCCCCUUUCCACUCCCGGUUCCUCUCGUGGGCUCGGAUCCCAAUUUUUAAAAGGAGCAUCUUGUUGCUUCCCUCCCCCCCCCCCUCCACGCCCCAAGAUUUCACUUGUAUUCUUCCACGCAAGACGACACCGGUCCGGGGCAGAACACCCAGGAAAUUUGGAAGGUGCCAGGAAACGUGUGUCUUUGGUCUCGCGUCACAGAGAGGAAACUUCAGACGGGGCCGAAAAUACUCACAGCCUAUGUGCUGGUGUUUACGGUUUCUGGGGAAUUUUAAGCUGGACAUUCAGGCCUUUCCCAGGUCUGUGCCAACAAUUAAAAAAAAAGAAGAAAAAGACCAAUCAAUCAAAAAUGUCUGUGAUUGGCCCACGGAAAAGGAAGAGCCUGUUAGAAUUCUAGGCUCCCCAAUCACGGUCACGAGAGGGUCUGUUAAAAAUGGGAACGUGGCCUGAAGGUCAGGGGAAGGCAGGGGAGGCGCUUUCCGAGGGGCUCCCAGAAGAAAACCACGCCUGGCCGAAUGCUGUGUUGUUUUGGUUUGGGUUUUGUUUUUUGUUUUGUUCUGUUUUUCCCUUGGUUGGCUAGCCCUUUCUGUGUGGGGCAUAGUUUUAUUUUUGUUUUCUCGGUAGAGAUCCUGGGACACCUCGGUUUUCUGCCUGCUGUUCUGCAGUGUUUGGCUCCGAUGAGGGAAAACUGACAAAUUUGAAUUGGGCACCAAGUCCCUAAGUAGUGUAACAAGAAAAAACAUUUGGGAUUUUAGUAGAAAUUGGAUGGAGCUGUAAGUUCACCCUUCCUCUCCUCCCCACCACCCCAACCCACCACCCCCCAAAAAUACCAGAAAUUCCAAAUAUCUUUUUGUGUGUCAAUACUUAAAAAAAACACUUCUCCUUAAAUCUUCCCGUCUGACCAGGAUUACAAAAUUAGAUUAAUUUGCAUGCAAAAUCCAUAGCAAAGGGGCCGGCAUGUCAUUUUCACCACAGCACAGGGAACAAGGCAACUGUAUUUACUCUAAUGGGGUCACCAGUUGGAAUCCUGUCACAGAUUAUUCAGAGAUAGAAGGUAGUAGACAGUUGGGAAAAUGAAUUAGAACGUGUUAGUGUGUGUGUGUGUGUGUGCGCAUCUUAUUUUGACUUGAAAGCUAGUCCUGGUGUUUUAUCCUUUUUUUUUUUAAAGCUGUUUCAUUGGAAUUGUGUUCAGAAUGCAGAUAGAUUUAAAGUUAAGAACUAUUACAGUGUAGCGACACCUGCUUUUGAAAUAAAGCAAAAUAGAUACCAGAAAUUGUUUUUUUGGGUUGUUGUGGGGGGUUUUUUUUUUUUGGUGUUCAGAAACAUCAGGAAAUUAAAUUAGUUGCCUCUCCAAGUGAGAUCAAAUGUCAACUUAUUAAAAUGUUGCGAAAAUCGAAGCUAAAGUCUGAGCAGCUCUUUUUAACACAGCCCCUUUCUUACAAGCCAGCAGGCAUUUAUUUUAAGCAGCUCUGUUUUCCGUGCAGUUUAGCACCAUCUUAAAUAUAAAACUGUUCAGGUUGAGAAACUUGAAAAUUCUCAAGUGAAUCUCACAGCAGCGCCAACGUAGAACUUGAGCCCAGGAAAGCAAGUAAUCACCGGCUAAGUCCUGUAAAGUACCUUCUUUUUAUUUUCUCUCGAUAGUAUGAGAAUAUCAGAUGUUUGCGAGUUACAGAGAAUUAAAAUGCCCUUUCGUCGUGAGCACAGAUGUGCUAAAUAUUUGAAGCAACGACAUUGUAAUGUGUACAAUUGGUGAAGUCAGUUUUCUGAUUUCCCUGGCUAGUUAUUUAGUUCUGAAUCUGUCAUUAUUUGCCUAAGCCCAGCUGACCAAGCAAAACUGUGUUUUAAAGUGGCUUUAUGUUUUGAUAAAUGUGAGCUGGUUGAAAAGUAUUUUCCACUGAAUGCAGAGCUUAAUAGAACAUGCUGACAUAAUAGUUUUAAUGCAUUUUGUUGAAAAUGUGUGAACAAACAGAAUAGCUUUUGUUCCUUCAUAAUUGGCUGUAAAAGUAGAUGGAAACAUAACCAUUACAUAUGGAAAUGUGCAAAGAGGAGGAAAUAACAUUUCUGUUGAAUAUAUUAGGAACUGCAUUUCCUCGUUUGAAAUAAGCAUCCGAAAUGGAUGCAUCAUUUAAAACUGGUUGUCAAAAUACAAAGGAUCUUUUUGUCACAUUAUUUUUGUCCCAAGUUAAGCCACAUAACUUGAGCAAAAAUUCGUUUAGUAUCUUGUUUACAUUAUUUUAAGGCAGGGAGGGGAAGAGAGAGAGACAGACAGAAACUGCUUAAAACGGCACCUCGAAUGUGCACAGGAAUCCAGGGGCCAAUUUAGGAUGAUUAGACAUUAAAUUAAAACAGAGUCGUUAUUGGUGUUCCCUGCGCCACUGAGAUUUGCUGGGUAUUGUGAAUGCGUUUUGCACCCUGCCCUCGUGGAGAUUAAAAGAUGGGAAUUAGGAAAGCCAGCGUGUUAAGUGUAACUUAGCUCCUCAAAUAACACUCGCGGGGAAGAAAGUGCGCACACACACAUUCUGCUUCCUGAGCAGGGCUGCUGACCAGCUCCGCAGCGCGGAGGGCAAACAGACUCGAGGCAUUUUCGAAGUGUAGUUAGUAUUUAGGUAUUAAUUAUAUUUUCUGGAAUGCCCGACAGCUUGAGCCUUUUUUUUUUUUUGGAUGUUCACUACAAAAAAAAGGCAAACGGCUGGCUCUUUGGAGUUGACUCUUUUAAGUUUCCUGAAAAAGCAGCAUUUUGAUUUUGCAUUUAUUCAGAUUCACAAUUAGCCUCUCUCUCUCUCUCUCUCUCUCUCUCUCUCUCUCUCUCUCUCUCUCUCGGCCCCUGCAAGUUUUCUGAGAGAUUCAAUUUGGAAGUCAUGGAAACUGACUAUUAUCUGACUCCGUUCGGCAGAAAAGCAUGCAGGGAGGUAAUCCUUGAAUUAAACAGUUUUUCCCCCAGCCCCCGGGGAUGGCCACACACCAUUUGUACAGCAGAAGUUGGUGUUCCCUGAGACGGGAAACAAUGGGAGCCGGCCUGCCUGUGAAUAGGAGAGAAGCUUGCCGUUUGGAGAGUUUUAUGUUGAAUUUACAAAUGGAUCUGGGUGAGAAGAAAUCUGAGCAACCGGUGGAAACAGACAUGAAAUAAAGGGGAUUUUUUUGAUACCGAAAGGUCCGGGACAAUCUGUUCAACAAUUGGUAACAGUGAAGCACAAACUGGGUUGGUGUGUGUGUGUGUGUGUGUGUGUGUGUGUUUUCUCAAGGCAUUCAGGCCAGGAGAGAGGCGAAGUGUUUCCAAACUCUUAAAAACCAGGAAUUGUUUCUCCCCGCCCCCCUUCAGGGCACAUCUUUUCUUGAAGUUGAUGUUUAAUCAGAAAUGUAAAUCUCCACCAGCUUGAGAGAUAGGAAGAGCCCUUUGGGUGAAAUAUUUUAGAGGCACCAGGUGGCCCCGUGGAGCCCCAUGAUGGAUAGUCCUUGCUUUAAUUUUAAAACAAAACGUGCCACGGGGUGACACACCGAUGCCAGGCGGGCCUGGUCGCGGGUUACGGUCAUGGUGCUUCUCUUCGUUGUGUGUGUGUGUGUGUGUGUGUGUGAGUGUGUUUUGCUUUCUCUUUUGUAUCCGGUUGUGGGUGCGACCACAGUGUGUGUGUCACGGAUCUGGCUGAGCUGGGGCUCUGGGCGGGGGCGGGCAGGCGAUGUCCAGGUUGUCAGUCGGCGGCGGGUGGGUGCUAUGCAUUGCUUGUCUCCUUGUCAACCGCUGAUUGGAGCCCGAAUGGCUACAAAUGAGUUUAGUGACAGAACCAACUGUCACAGGUAUCCUGGCACCGGGUGAAAGGGAAUAAGGUUGACAGGAGCGCCGGGGCCUAAUAAGUCCUCCUCUGAGCGGCCGCGGGGCCCUCUCUGGGUGAGUGGACGGUGCGGCGUAUGAAGUAUUGGAGAUCGAUGUGUCGCUAUGGAACAGCGUCAGGCACCCUGUCUUCGGUGCAUCGUAGCUUACAUUUUGAUGGAUUAUCUGAAGGCCGUGGCUCUCGGAGGUACCACAUGGAUAGGGACGCCUCCAGCAUCCUUACCACGUCGCACGGACGUCCGUAGGUCCUGGUGGCUGGGUUUUUUUCCAGGGGCCACGGUCUCGAGCUCCGCAGGUAGCCCGCGGUGGACCGGCCACCUCUGUCUGGGGUUUGAGGUCACGGGGGACGGUGCCCCGGCUUCCUUCCUAACGCUGCUCCUCUUGAUGUUGGCAGGGCACGCGGAGAAGGGACAGCCCCAUCGCCCCGCCAAGAGCAAGGACGCCCACGUGUGCGGCCGGUGCUGCGCCGAGUUCUUCGAGCUGUCGGACCUCCUGCUCCACAAGAAGAGCUGCUCCCAGAACCAACUCGUGUUAAUCGUCACGGAGAGCCCCGCCUCCCCACCCGACACCUUCUCCCCCAGCCCCCCUCCCGAGAACCCCGGGGAGCACGUGAAUGACACGCCUAGCAAAGCCGAUCGAGGGGACGGCGGCGAGCUCCCGGAACCCCGCGGGCCGGACGGGGACGGGUCCAUGGAGGUGGAGGCCCCGGGGGCCGACAAGGGUGGCGGCGGCCCAGCCGGUGGCAGCGGCCACACCGGCGCCAGCCCCGGCGGCUCCGGCGGCUCCUCCACGGGUACCUCAGCGAUCACAACCUCUCUACCUCAACCCGGGGACCUGGCGGCGCUGGGCGGCUUCUCCGUCAUCAACAGCAACGUCAUCAUCGAGAACCUGCAGAGCACCAAGGUGGCCGUGGCCCAGUUCUCCCAGGAGGCGCGGGGCGGGGGCGCGGCGGGGGGCAAGCCGGCCGUGCCCGCCCUCAUGGAGCAGCUCCUGGCGCUGCAGCAGCAGCAGAUCCACCAGCUGCAGCUGAUCGAGCAGAUCCGCCACCAGAUCCUGCUGCUGGCCUCGCAGAACGCCGACCUGCCCGCGUCGAGUCCCUCCCAAGGUCCUUUGCGAACAUCUGCCAACCCCUUGUCCACGCUGAGCUCCCAUUUGUCUCAGCAGCUGGCGGCCGCCGCCGGGUUAGCCCAGAGCCUGGCCAGCCAGUCGGCCAGCAUCGGCGGCCUGAAGCAGCUGCCCCCGGCCCAGCUACCUCAGAGCGGCUCUGGCCACACCAUCGUCCCCCCCCACGGCGGCGCUUCUCCCCACGUGAGCAUCUUGGCCACGGCGGUGACCACCCCGUCCUCGGACCGGGCGGCUCCGGGCGCCGGCGCCUCCCAGGCCGGCAGCCCCGCCGUGGUCUCGGCGGCGGCCUCCUCACCAGCUUUCGCAAUAAGCAGCUUGCUCAGCCCCGCGUCCAACCCACUUCUACCUCAGCCGGCCCCCGCCAGCGCGGUGUUCCCCAGCCCUUUGCCCAGCGUGGGCACGACCGCCGAGGACCUGAACCCCUUGUCAGCCUUGGCCCAGCAGCGGAAGAGCAAGCCGCCCACCGUCGCGGCCUUCGAGGCCAAGAGCGCGUCGGACGAGGCGUUCUUCAAGCACAAGUGCAGGUUCUGCGCCAAGGUCUUCGGCAGCGACAGCGCCCUGCAGAUCCACCUGCGCUCCCACACGGGCGAGCGUCCCUUCAAGUGCAACAUCUGCGGGAACAGGUUCUCCACCAAGGGCAACCUCAAGGUGCACUUCCAGCGCCACAAGGAGAAGUACCCCCACAUCCAGAUGAACCCCUACCCCGUGCCCGAGCACCUGGACAACAUCCCCACCAGCACCGGCAUCCCCUACGGCAUGUCCAUCCCCCCCGAGAAGCCCGUCACCAGCUGGCUGGACACCAAGCCCGUCCUGCCCACCCUCACCACGUCGGUGGGCCUGCCGCUGCCCCCCACCCUGCCCAGCCUCACCCCCUUCAUCAAGACCGAGGAGCCGGCCCCCAUCCCCAUCAGCCGCUCCUCCGCCAGCCCCCCGGGCUCUGUCAAAAGCGACUCCGGGGCCCCCGAGCCCGCCCCGAGAAACCCGGGUGGGCUCCCGGGGGAGGAAGCCGAGGGGUCCACGGUGCCACCCUCCGGUGGCAAAAGCGAAGAGAGCGGCGUGGUCGCCGGCUCCGCCCCAGCGGCGGGCAGCGGCGCCCUGAGCUCCCCGACGGCGGCUGCCGACAACGGCCCUCCCGGUGCCGCCGCCGCCUUCACCAACCCUCUGCUGCCGCUCAUGUCCGAGCAGUUCAAGGCCAAGUUCCCGUUCGGGGGCCUCUUGGACUCCACGCAGGCCUCGGAGACGUCCAAGCUGCAGCAGCUGGUGGAGAACAUCGACAAGAAGGCCGCGGACCCCAACGAGUGUGUCAUCUGCCACCGGGUGCUGAGCUGCCAGAGCGCGCUGAAGAUGCACUACCGCACGCACACCGGGGAGCGGCCCUUCAAGUGCAAGGUCUGCGGGCGCGCCUUCACCACCAAGGGCAACCUCAAGACCCACUACAGCGUGCACCGCGCCAUGCCCCCGCUGCGCGUGCAGCACUCCUGCCCCAUCUGCCAGAAGAAGUUCACCAACGCCGUGGUCCUGCAGCAGCACAUCCGCAUGCACAUGGGCGGCCAGAUCCCCAACACGCCCGUGCCCGACGGCUACCCCGAGUCCAUGGGCUCCGACACCGGCUCCUUCGACGAGAAGAACUUCGACGACGUAGACAACUUCUCCGACGAAAACAUGGACGACUGUCCCGAGGGCAGCAUCCCCGACACGCCCAGGUCGGCGGACGCCUCCCAGGACAGCCUGUCGUCCUCGCCGCUGCCCCUGGAGGUGUCCAGCAUCGCGGCCCUGGAGCACCAGAUGAAGAUGAUCAACGCCGGCCUGGCCGAGCAGCUGCAGGCCAGCCUCAAGGCCAUGGAGAACGGGUCGGUCGAGGGGGACGUCCUGACCAACGACUCGUCCUCCGUGGGGGGCGACGUGGAGAGCCAGAGCGCGGGCAGCCCGGCCAUGUCCGAGUCCACCUCGUCCAUGCAGGCUCUGUCCCCGUCCAGCGGCGCCCAGGACUCCCACAAGUCGCCCGGCGCCGACGAGAAGCCCCCGAGGGCGGGCCCGGGCGAGUUCGCCAACGGCCUGUCUCCCGCCCCCGUGAACGGCGGGGCCCUGGACUUGACCUCGAGCCACGCGGAGAAAAUCAUCAAGGAAGAUUCCCUGGGGUUCCUCUUCCCGUUCAGGGACCGGGGGAAGUUUAAGAACACGGCUUGCGACAUUUGCGGCAAAACGUUUGCUUGUCAGAGUGCCUUGGACAUUCACUACCGGAGUCAUACCAAAGAGAGACCCUUCAUUUGCACAGUCUGCAGUCGCGGCUUCUCCACCAAGGGCAACCUGAAGCAGCACAUGCUGACCCACCAGAUGCGCGACCUCCCCUCCCAGCUCUUCGAGCCCAGCUCCAACCUCGGCCCCGGCCAGAGCCCGGCGGCCAUGCCCCCCGCCAACCCCUUGUCGUCGCUCAUCAAAACCGAGGUCAACGGCUUCGUGCACGUCCCUCCUCAGGACAGUAAGGACCCCCCCGCCGGCCACGUCCCCCCCGGGCCCUCCGCCACGUCCCCGGUGCUGCUGCCGGCCCUGCCCAGGAGAACUCCCAAGCAACACUACUGCAACACGUGUGGCAAGACCUUCUCCUCGUCCAGCGCCCUGCAGAUCCACGAGCGGACUCACACCGGGGAGAAGCCCUUCGCGUGUACUAUCUGCGGAAGAGCGUUCACCACAAAAGGCAAUCUGAAGGUCCACAUGGGCACCCACAUGUGGAACAGCACGCCCGCGCGGCGGGGCCGGCGGCUCUCCGUGGACGGCCCCAUGGCGUUCCUCGGAGGCAAUCCCGUCAAGUUCCCCGACAUGUUCCAGAAGGACCUGGCAGCCCGGUCGGGCAGCGGCGAUCCGUCCAGUUUCUGGAACCAGUACGCGGCGGCGCUCUCCAACGGGCUGGCCAUGAAGGCCAACGAGAUCUCCGUCAUCCAGAACGGCGGCGUCCCUCCCGUCCCCGGCAGCCUGGGCAGCGGGAGCAGCUCGCCCAUCAGCGGGCUGACGGGCAACCUGGAGAAGCUCCCCAGCUCCGAGCCCAGCGCGCCCCUGGCCGGCCUGGAGAAGAUGGCCAGCAGUGAGAACGCCGCCGCCAGCUUCCGCCUCACCCGCUUCCUGGAGGACAGCAAGGAGAUCGUCACCAGUUAAAGCGCCGCCGCCGGCCGGCUGGAGGCCCCAGCCUGCCUGCUCACGCCUCCUCCUCGCCCCCUGGCCCCCCCCUCUCUCUCUCGGGUCCCCCCCGCCCCCAGACCGCUGAACUACUUCCCCGUGACGAAGACAUUCUUUUGUACCUUGUUCCACUUCUAGAGUUCUCAGAAAGCUUAUUUAUUAGUGAUAUAACCUGGCUCUGCAGACAGAAUGCAAGCGUUAACUUUGGUCUUCUGUAUUUGGGACUACAUACUAAUUGACUAGAGUGCUGUAAACUUGCUGUAACAUUUAUGGCCAUUGCAAAGUUGCCCUGCUUGGCGGUCUUAAUCUGGCAUUAACUUAUUUUCUAUAUCCAGUUUAAUACGAAUCCGGUGUGGGCGCCACGCCCCCGCGAUGCAUUAGAUCUCUAAUAAAGUCUGUAUAUACAUGUACACUUUGAUCCUGCGGGAGCAUUUUCUCAGCAAACGCAUUGUCUCAUCUUCCGAAAAAACAGAAUUAAGGAAAAGGACUAAAGACGUACAGACUGAACAGUGUGGUUCUUUGAAAGGUUUGGGGUUUUUUUUUUUUUUUCUCCUUUUUUUUUUGGUUUGGGGUUUUUGUUUGUUUUGCCUUUUUUAUUUUAAAUUUUUAUCCUAAAAUUCAACCUGUUUUGUUUUUUUUGGUUGUUGGUUUUUUUUUUUUGUAGAUUUAACCAUUUCCGUUCUGAACUGCUCUUGUAUUGUGCUUUUUACUUGAGUCGUCCUCGAUGUUCGUAGGUUUCUGUACAAUGAGGAGCACGCCGAAUUCUCUAGAGAAAAUACAAGUGUUGUUUUGGUAGUGGGAGCUGAGACGUAACAUUUUUUUUGCCUUGUAGGUAUCUCUUCACCAUAGCAAACGUGUGCUGGAAUUUCCCAAUGCUGCUACGUAUCGCGUCUCAAACAGCCUUCGAUGGAGAAACCGUAGAUGCUCUUGUGAAUACAGUGAGAACUAUCACGUUCAUUAAAAUGUACAUAUGUGUCCUCACGCGAGCACGUGGCUGCUUCUUGGUCAAGAGCGCGGGCCUCGUGUCGGUUUAUUUUGCGUUCGGUCUGGAAGGAACCGUUGGACUGUUACAUGCACUUUCUUGGAAAGUUGAAAGGAAAGGGGUGGGGGGGUCCGAUUUCUUUAACAUUUAAUACGUACUAACAACAGAGAUACUGUAAUUUUACUCAAGUAAUCAAAUACAUUUUUUUUUUUUUUUUUUUGCAACAGAUCAAACCAAAUACUGUGUCUGUGUUUUUAGAGUGCGUUUUCUCCGAGCCAGGCCCCGGGCGCCGUUUAACCUUUCCCCAGACACCAGUCACCCGGGUGCGUGCGUGCGCAUCGCGCUCUCAGGAAGGGAUUGUAAAAGGCAGGAACGGGUUUG
Molecule: messenger RNA, 10534 nt
Organism: Myotis myotis
Lineage: Eukaryota; Metazoa; Chordata; Mammalia; Chiroptera; Vespertilionidae
Gene: SALL1
Product: spalt like transcription factor 1
Exons: 2
Coding region: 4981-9150 (1389 amino acids)
Biological process (GO): regulation of transcription by RNA polymerase II
Cellular component (GO): nucleus
Molecular function (GO): RNA polymerase II cis-regulatory region sequence-specific DNA binding; DNA-binding transcription factor activity, RNA polymerase II-specific
Source: RefSeq, a predicted model, not a curated record